AUGGCUACCAGCCGUGCCAAUUGGGAUGAGGAGACAAAAAAAACAUUCCUCAACCUCUGCAUUGCUGAGAAGAACCAACUGAAUUGGAGUAACAAGUGCCUAACUAAGUUGGGAUGGCAACACAUCUACCGCAACUUCAAACAACAGACUGGUCUGACUUUAGGCAGCAAGCAGCUGCAGAACAAGCUGAGCACCAUGCAAAGGUCGUUCAUGAAUAGGAGGGACCUGCAAGUCCAAUCAGACCUAGGCCGUGACAGACAUACUGGUGGCAUUGCAGCUGAUUCCACUUUUUGGGCUACCGACGAAGGGGAAACUAGUGUUGAUGCUAUCCAGACAAGUACUGCUAAACCGCCACCGUUCCUUGACAAACUUUACACAUUGUUCGGCCACACCACCCAAGAUAGGGGGACCUUGCUAACUGCAGGAGGUGUCCGUGAGGCAACACCCAGUAUGGGGAUCGAGGACACUGCAUCAGACAUGUACCUAGACCCCAUGGCUGCUACCAGUGCUCGUAAUAUGUCUAAAAGGCCAACCCGGGAGGAAGUUGUUGACAGUCCUCCGAAAAAGAAGAGUGGCAGCUUGGAGGACUAA
This is a messenger RNA of Setaria italica (foxtail millet), 591 nucleotides long. Its product is annotated as L10-interacting MYB domain-containing protein. The record is from RefSeq and is a predicted model, not a curated record. NCBI's taxonomy places the organism in Eukaryota, Viridiplantae, Streptophyta, Magnoliopsida, Poales, Poaceae. The transcript is spliced from 2 exons. The coding region runs from base 1 to 591 and encodes 196 amino acids.